AUGCGCGCCAGGGAUUUUAUCGGUAAUGACGCUUCGGCUCGUCCUCACGCCGUGGCCGCCGCCCUCGUCGCCGCCAAAUAUGAAGAUCGGGCAUCACCCUCUUCUCGAAAUCUGCCGAAAAAAUGGGUCGUCUCGGCGGGCCAGCGCCUCUACAUCGCCUUCAAUGUGAUGACCAAGGGAACGAAAGAGGCGCUGCGACCACAUCAGGUAUUCGUCCUCCUCGAGCACGCCGAAACAAGCGCGAACAUCGUCUUCGUCGCGGAUUUGCAAAAGGACGGCACCUACAUUUCCGACAUUGACAUGAACAAAGUGGGCGCCGACUUUGACGGUCACUGCGGCAAAUUUCACGCCCGCCUCAUCAUCGGGGAUUCCACCAUCAAGAACGCGAUUGAUUGGAACUUUGCCGAUAUCGACAUUGCCACCCCGCCCACUCCAAUAGGAUUUGUGAAGAAAAGUGAACAGGUGUUCUUCGAGCCGCUGCCCUCAAUCACCCAUCAAUUUCGCCAGCCCGCAAAACGACCGCCGGGCAUCGUUUCCGAUGCUUUCACACUGCUCUGCUUGGCGCCGCUCAAAACGGCAUUUGGCCGUUCCUCAGCGCUGAGGAUAGUGGCCGGGCAAGCCCUGGCCGCCACAGCGCUCCAAACGACACCCCCCAACAGCCACUGCAUUUGCAAGCGUGGCGUAAUGAAGCUGCCGCUCGUCCUUCUCGCCUUGGCCGCCGCCAUCGUCUCCGCCAAGGAGCCAAGCGUCGACAACUUCAAGGUCGGCGUGCUCGAGAAGGGUGCCGAUGUGGCCGAUCUAAAGAGCAUCACCCUCUUCUCGAAAUCUGCCGAAAAAUGGGUCGUCUCGGCGAGCCAGCGUCUCUACAUCGCCUUCAAUGUGAUGACUAAGGGAACGAAGGAGGCGCUGCGACCACAUCAGGUAUUCGUCCUCCUCGAGCACGCCGAAACAAGCGCGGACAUCGUCUUCGUCGCCGAUUUGCAAAAGGACGGCACCUACAUUUCCGACAUUGACAUGAACAAAGUGGGCGCCGACUUUGACGGUCACUGCGGCAAAUUUCACGCCCGCCUCAUCAUCGGGGAUGCCACCAUCAAGAACCCGAUUGAUUGGAACUUUGCCGAUAUCGACAUUGCCGCCCCGCCCACUCCAAUAGGAUUUGUGAAGAAAAGUGAACAGGUAAUGAAGCUGCCGCUCGUCCUUCUCGCCUUGGCCGCCGCCAUCGUCUCCGCCAAGGAGCCAAGCGUCGACAACUUCAAGGUCGGCGUGCUCGAGAAGGGUGCCGAUGUGGCCGAUCUAAAGAGCAUCACCCUCUUCUCGAAAUCUGCCGAAAAAUGGGUCGUCUCGGCGAGCCAGCGUCUCUACAUCGCCUUCAAUGUGAUGACUAAGGGAACGAAGGAGGCGCUGCGACCACAUCAGGUAUUCGUCCUCCUCGAGCACGCCGAAACAAGCGCGGACAUCGUCUUCGUCGCCGAUUUGCAAAAGGACGGCACCUACAUUUCCGACAUUGACAUGAACAAAGUGGGCGCCGACUUUGACGGUCACUCCGGCAAAUUUCACGCCCGCCUCAUCAUCGGGGAUGCCACCAUCAAGAACCCGAUUGAUUGGAACUUUGCCGAUAUCGACAUUGCCACCCCGCCCACUCCAAUAGGAUUUGUGAAGAAAAGUGAACAGGUGUUCUUCGAGCCGCUGCCCUCAAUCACCCAUCAAUUUCGCCAACCCGAAAAACGACCGCCGGGCAUCGUUUCCGAUGCUUUCACACUGCUCUGCUUGGCGCCGCUCGUCAUUCUGGUGGGAUUGUGGCUGAAAAUCGGCAUCAACUUCUCCAACAUGCCCGUCAACCUCUGGACGCUGCUCUUCCACGCCGGAUUGGCAGCGAUCUUCGGCCUCUACAUGAUGUUCUGGCUGCGGCUGAACAUGUUCGACACACUGAAGUACCUGGCCAUCGUCGGAUCGGUGACGGCGUUCGCGGGCAAUCGACUUCUCCGCUCGAUCGCCAGCCAGCGCAAGGAAAAGAAAAAC
This is a messenger RNA of Mesorhabditis spiculigera, 2019 nucleotides long. The record is from the annotation of a GenBank genome assembly. NCBI's taxonomy places the organism in Eukaryota, Metazoa, Nematoda, Chromadorea, Rhabditida, Rhabditidae.